Molecule: messenger RNA, 1327 nt
Organism: Clupea harengus (Atlantic herring)
Lineage: Eukaryota; Metazoa; Chordata; Actinopteri; Clupeiformes; Clupeidae
Gene: ndufaf3
Product: NADH:ubiquinone oxidoreductase complex assembly factor
Biological process (GO): mitochondrial respiratory chain complex I assembly
Cellular component (GO): mitochondrial inner membrane
Source: RefSeq, a predicted model, not a curated record
CCGUUUUAAUCAGAUAGAUGUUCAUGCUGAAGUACAAGGAACGUCUUUGUGGCUUGCAGCAGAGUGAGUGACUAGAUUGUUGAGUUAGUUCAGCCUGUCACUCUCGGCAAGCAAUGUACAAAUGACAGUGAAAUGACAGACACAUCAAAGGUGAUGGACUAGACUUUUUGGACAUAUAAAACAUGAAGUCCAACAUAAUUAGAGGCUUUUGACAAUGUGCUCGCAGACACGUUUUUAGAAACUCCAAAAUGUAUGGCAAUAAGGAGUUAGCCAGCUUCUGUGUCGUAGCUUGCAAAGCAGACCGGAAGUAAAGGUGGAAAGCGUGUGCAACAUCAAAUGUAAGCCCCCUUCACAGCAUCGGUGAGUUGCACAACAACACAGAAGGACUUUAUUAUGGCUCUCCGAACGUGUGCUAGAGUACUUUUAUCGGGGAUCUAUACAUGGUUUAACGACUGAGCCCCAGGGCAUCAUCUGUUCUAACAAGUCCCUCCCUAGUUCGUGGCCACAGGCUUGGCCCUGCUGAUGAUGAGCUGUAUCAGAGGACAACUGUCACUGUUAUGCAGAAGGAACAGCACAGUGAGGCCGUGAUCUACAGCUAUAGCCCACAGGGUUUUAACAUUGAUGGGAACCGAGUGAUUGGACCCUGUGCUGUAAUUCCUCCAGCCAUCCUCCAGUGGAAUGUUGGCAGUUUCACAGACAUCACCAUUGAGAGCUUGGCAUUGUUCUACAUGCUUGAACCCCGUAUUGAAAUGCUAGUUCUGGGUACAGGAGGCCGAGUGGAGAGGAUUGAUGCAGAGGCUAUAGCUUUUCUAAGGAAGAAAGGCAUAGCAGUGGAGGUGCAGGAUACGGCCAAUGCUUGUGCCACCUUCAACUUCCUGAGCAGUGAGCGGAGGAUCGUAGCAGCCGGGCUCAUCCCUCCCCCCAUCAGCACAGCGUUGGAGUAGUUCUGCAGUCACAGUAUUGGUGCUAUGGACAGCCUACCAGGAAAAGGCAGCACAGACCACCUCUCAUGACGAGUUCCAGGAAGUACUUGGAGAUGGCCCUCUGACUCUGAUGAGGAGAAAUUGACGCUUGAUUGAAAGGCUGAAAAAUCAUACCAUCAUACCUUCACAAAGCAGUUCUUUUGAUAUCAGACGUCUCUGUUAAAUGUAUCAUCCAUAAGUGUCCAACAGCCACCCACAGCCUGAUGGCAGUAGAUCAAAGUGACGUGACUGCCCUCUAUGUCACUGUGCUAGACGAAAACAACAGGUGGAAAUUUGAGUGGAGGUGUUUUGUAUAUGACAGUUGAAGAGUGUAUGAUAUAUACAUUAAUAAAUUGCACACUUUA